Molecule: messenger RNA, 900 nt
Organism: Ostreococcus tauri
Lineage: Eukaryota; Viridiplantae; Chlorophyta; Mamiellophyceae; Mamiellales; Bathycoccaceae
Product: Oxoglutarate/iron-dependent dioxygenase
Exons: 1
Coding region: 1-900 (299 amino acids)
Source: RefSeq, a predicted model, not a curated record
AUGAAGGGGAAUCUCACCCAUCGACGACCGAACGCGCGCGAGGCGCCGGAGGGCGAGGCGAGCGCGACGGUGGACGGACGAGGGAAGGCGAGCGGUGGACCGUCAUCGGCGAGGGCGCGAAACGCCACCGAACAGGCGGGCGUGCUGGCGAUACUGACGUUCAUCGCCCUGAGAUUCGUGCAGCGGUACCUGAGGGCGACGUACACGACGUACUUGACCACGGAGGCGGAGAUGCCGCUGGUGAGCAGACAGGAGGACUUUCUGUCGUUUAACGAAUUCGCGUCGCUCAAGGCGUGCGCGCUCGAGCAUCCGAAACUGCGCGUGAAGAGCGAGCUGAACUCGGCUGGGUUCUCAAAAACGCGAGGAUUUGUCGUGAAGUUCAACCUGGAGGGGGUGGAAAAGUUUCGCACCAACCCGGACUACGCGUGCUUCACGCCGAUUUUCGAUCGUCUGCGUCUGCCGGACGCCAACGCGUUCGUGAUGAAUAUUUUGCUCUGUCAACUCGGUGAUUACGACGCGUAUAACGCCGACGAACUGAGCGUUGGGAUUCACCUCGAUACGACCGUCGGUAUUUAUUCUAGGCACACGUACGCCGCGCACCAAGUCUCCGUCUUGUACAACUCGGUGCCGAGCGACAUGGAGGGCGGGGAGCUGGAGGUGUACGAGUACGGCACGGGACACCCCGACGUCAGUAAAGAUCCGGAUGAAAAGGUUCGACCGAAGGAAAAUAUGAUGGUCACGUUUCGCGGCGAUGCGUACCAUCAGGUUCGUAGUUACCGCACAAAGUCGGGCGCCGAACGCGUCUCCCUCGUGCUCGAACAGUACAAGAUUGAUAAAGCUGCGUACGGGAAGACGAUGCGGUAUCUGGAGGCGUACAAGUCGAACAUGACGAUGAUGUAA